CGACGAUGACUAAUUCGUGGACGUCGAUUACGAUGACGCGUGUCGCGUGCAUCGACGAAUUACUACUCGACUCUACCCUCGUUAGUACUAAUGAGCUCGUGUAUAUAAAGCUCGAUGAAUCGAAGUCGACUUGGACAUUCGGUCGAGAUAGUCAGGAUGAAGGCACUUGUAUCGUACGUUGCCGUGUUCGGCUUGUUGUUGCUGCUGCUGCUGACGACGACUAGCAGCGGCGCCGAGGAGACCAAGUACACGACCAAGUACGACGACCUGGACAUCGACUCGAUCAUUAAGAACGAGCGUCUGCUCAACAGCUACGUCGGCUGUCUGCUGGAUCGCAAGCCCUGCACGCCCGACGCCACCGAGCUCAAAGUGAAUCUACCGGACGCGCUGGCGAACGAGUGCAGCCGGUGCAGCGUGCGCCAGCGGCAGAUCUCGGACAAGCUGUCGCACCAUCUGAUCGACCAUCGGCCCGAGGAUUGGCAGCAGCUCGAGGCCAAGUACGACCCGACCGGGACCUACCGUCGAGUCUACCUGAGCGAUCAGCAGCAACGACUCAAAGCUCCAACCUCCGCCACGACCGAUGCCUAAUGUCAGUCCCGCUGCCGCCGCCGGUGGCGCCUGACGAAUCGCAACGACGCGACGAGACACACACACAUCGACGAUCGGAGUUGAUAUAUCCCGAUGGGAGAGACGCGGAGCUGCAGUUAAAGUAGAUUCCUCCGUACACGUUGUUGUUUUAUACCCUUUUCGAAGCUACAUAAGAUAGUAUUUAUAUAGUAUUGUAUUAAAGCCGUGCGCCGUAUGUACUGCACACACGAUGUUAUUGGUAUUUAUAUACGCAGUAUAAGUUUAAAGCUGGAUGCGCGCGGGGAUCAAUUAAACUGCUGCAUGUUACUUACUACAUUACAUAUACUUGUAUCGAAGCUUGUCGUUUGUUGUCGUUGCCGUUGUUGUAUAAUGUAAAGCUGGGAGAAAUAAAUACGCUCGUUGCAUACGA
Molecule: messenger RNA, 997 nt
Organism: Trichogramma pretiosum
Lineage: Eukaryota; Metazoa; Arthropoda; Insecta; Hymenoptera; Trichogrammatidae
Product: ejaculatory bulb-specific protein 3-like
Exons: 2
Coding region: 115-588 (157 amino acids)
Source: RefSeq, a predicted model, not a curated record